Olea europaea var. sylvestris is the source of this 390-nucleotide messenger RNA. RefSeq lists its product as uncharacterized. Bases 1 to 390 code for a protein of 129 amino acids. The record is from RefSeq and is a predicted model, not a curated record. NCBI's taxonomy places the organism in Eukaryota, Viridiplantae, Streptophyta, Magnoliopsida, Lamiales, Oleaceae. The transcript has a single exon.
AUGAUCUUUGGCAUGGAUACUAACAGUGUAGCGGGCCCAAAUGGUUUCUCAGCUUUAUUCUUCCAGCAUUGUUGGGAUAUUAUUCAGGAGGAUGUUUACAGGGCAGUAUUGGAUUUCUUUGACGGUGGUCACUUUUCUCGAGGUUUUUUUACUACUAUUAUUGUCUUACUCUCAAAGAAGGAUAGUACAUAUAGAUGGAUCGAUUUUGGAUCCACCAGUUUAUGUACGGUGUUCAACAAGCUUAUUACUAAGCUUUUGAAUACUCGGUUGAGUACCUUGCUACCAUGCAUUGUCUCUCAUCAGCAGAGUGGUUUUAUCCUCGAUAGAUUGAUAGGGGACAAUAUCUUAUUGGUGCAGGAGCUCUUCCAUAUGUUGGAUGAUCGAGUGUGA